Molecule: messenger RNA, 773 nt
Organism: Boleophthalmus pectinirostris (great blue-spotted mudskipper)
Lineage: Eukaryota; Metazoa; Chordata; Actinopteri; Gobiiformes; Gobiidae
Product: cytochrome c oxidase assembly protein COX16 homolog, mitochondrial
Exons: 4
Coding region: 98-427 (109 amino acids)
Biological process (GO): mitochondrial respiratory chain complex IV assembly
Cellular component (GO): mitochondrial inner membrane
Source: RefSeq, a predicted model, not a curated record
CCGUGUUUUUUCCGGACACGUUUUGUCAUCGGACAUAUCAAGGAAGCGCCUCUCAGCUAUGACCUGCCAGGUUUGAGAUGGAAAUAAGAGAGGAAUAAUGUUUAAUUUAAGAGCUUUACAAAGGAACAAAACCGUCAAGUAUGGAGUCCCAAUGCUGUUGCUGGUGGUUGGAGGCUCCUUUGGCUUGAAGGAGUUCACACAGAUCCGCUAUGACGCACAGAGGCACAGGAAAAGGUUGGAUCCUGAACUUGAGGCUCAGGUGAACGUCAAGAGACAGGCCACCAUACUGGAGGAGGAGUAUGAGAAGUUGCAGCAGGUGAAUCUGGAUGAGUGGAAGAACAUCCGUGGUCCUCGUCCUUGGGAGGACUCACGGGAGUACCAGGAGCAGCAGCGCAGUCGUCAGAGCAAGCCUGAAAAGGAAACCUGAGCUCUGACAAUAUAAAAGACUGCAGAGGACUGAGGAAGAGGACAAAACAAGAUGACAGAGGAGGACUACAGAGGGUCAGCCUGAGCCCACCACACCAGGACUGAGCCAACAGGAUCGAGGCAGGGACUGAACUGCCUUUGCUUAUGUUGGACUGUGCAAAAAUAAAUAUGUGGGUAAAAAUUGACUCCAUAAAUCUUACAAAAUGUCAAGAUAGCAGGGUCUAAUAAUGUGUCACCAGAAUCUAUAAAAAUCUUCUGAACAGACAGACAGGAGUAAUGGCAGGUGUUUUGUUAUGUAAGGCCACUCAUGAGGCCAUAGCAAAAUGAAAAUAAAUGUCUUUACUUGA